Molecule: messenger RNA, 3636 nt
Organism: Myotis daubentonii (Daubenton's bat)
Lineage: Eukaryota; Metazoa; Chordata; Mammalia; Chiroptera; Vespertilionidae
Gene: GPR146
Product: G protein-coupled receptor 146
Biological process (GO): G protein-coupled receptor signaling pathway
Cellular component (GO): membrane
Molecular function (GO): G protein-coupled receptor activity
Source: RefSeq, a predicted model, not a curated record
CUGGUGCGGGAGGCCACACGGGCGGGCGGGAUGCUUACGCGCUGCCAGCAGCACGCACGCGGCCUGUCUGCUCGGAAGCCCAGCGCACAGUCCCCGCCUGUCCCCCUGGCUUCCAGGAAAUUCUCUACGGAUUUUAUUUCACGUGACCAUUUCCCAAGAACCAGCCGGUCUGGGCCAAACCGACGCUUGCUCGAGGCCAGCCACUGCUGCGGGGUGCAGUCCCUGUGCCGUGGCUGGGGUGGGGGGGCAGGCGGGCCUGCAGGCUGUGCUGCUGCCUCCUGGCUCUGUGCCCCGCCCACCCCAGGGACAGCACUGACCCAAGGCCCAGCGUGCGUCCCAGAAGGUACACCUGUGUCCUGAGUUUCUGCCCAAAUGUCUGCUCGGUUCACUUCAGCCAGCUGCCCCAGCACCAUGUGGAGCUGCGGUCCGCUCAACGGCACGGGUCGGGGCGAGGACCAGCCCCUCUGCCAGCACGCCCAGCUGGUGCUGUCCGCCUUCUCCCUGCUCUACCUGGCGGUCGGCGUGCCCGUGGGCCUGGGCUACAACGCGCUGCUGGUGCUGGCGAACCUGCAGGACCAGGGCAGCAUGACCAUGCCCGACGUCUACUUCGUGAACAUGGCCGUGGCCGGCCUGGUGCUCAGCGCCCUGGCGCCCGCGCACCUGCUGGGCCCCAGCGCCUCCGGGUGGGCCCUGUGGGGCUUCAGCAGCGAGGCCCACGUGACGCUGCUGGUCCUGUUCAACGUCUGCUCCCUGGUGACCAUGUACUCCACGGCCCUGCUCAGCCUCGACUACUACAUCGAGCGGGCGCUGCCCCGCACCUACAUGUCCAGCGUCUACAACAGCCGGCACGUGUGCGGCUUCGUCUGGGGCGGCGCCCUGCUCACCAGCUUCUCCUCCCUGCUCUUCUACAUCUGCAGCCACGUGGCGGCCCGGAUCGUCGAGUGCGCCAAGAUGCAGCACCCGGAGGCCGCCGACGCCAUCCUGGUGUUCAUCGGGUACCUGGUGCCCGGCCUGGCUGUGCUCUACGCCCUCGUGCUCAUCUCCCGGAUCCGCAAGGAGGACACGCCCCUCGACCAGGACUCGGGGAGGCUGGACCCCUCGGUGCACAGGCUCCUGGUGGCCACCGUGUGCACACAGUUUGGGCUCUGGACGCCGCACUACCUGACCCUCCUGGGGCACACGUCGCUGGCCCUGCGCGGGGGGGCGGUGGCCGGGCAGCACCCGGGGACACUGCUCUUCGCGAAGGACCUGUCCCGGGGCCUGGCCUUCUCCAGCAGCGCCGUGACGCCGCUGCUGUACCGCUGCAUCAACAAGAGCUUCCCCGGCAAGCUGCGCCGGCUGGCCAAGAAGAUGCCCUGCGGGCGCCAGAGCUGCCCCGCGGACCAGGCAGGGGUCCAGCAGGUGCUGGCGUAGACGGCCAGCAGCACGGACCAGCCAGAGGCGCCGCUGGUGCACAGCCUGCGGGCUCAGUGCAUGCCCACCGACCGGGUCUGAGCCCGGGGGAGGAGGGGCCGGCGCUCAGCCAGUCACAGCACUUUGCCACCUGUAGCUCUGUCGCCGUCCCCGCAGGGAAGCGCCGAGGCGAGAACACACCACAGUACAGGCCAGGGCUCUGGACCAGGGGCCUGUGCGGAGGGGAGCCGCGCUCAGGCCGGCUCCUGGAGGCGGCGUCCCCCCAGCGCCCUCCCACGGGCUUCACGAAUGCAGUGACGGAAAUGAAAGCCAGUAUUUACACUCUGUGUUGCUGGAGUGCUUGACCCCCGCCUUAGGUUUAUAAAGAUGCUUGAAAGAAAAGCCACGGAGCAUUCCAAUGAAGGACACAGGACACAGCACAGACGUGGAUGGGGCGCAGCCGGGGCCACCACAGGGUCCUGUCGAGGGCGAGGCCAGGCGUGCGUGUCCCACGUGGGACUGUGACCCGCUGGGGCCCGGGACUGAGCGCCUGGUCUGGAGGCUGGGACGGCAGGUGACCUCGCUCCCGAGCACAGACCUUGGCCCCCACGCUGCCGCCGCCACCGGCCGCCAGGUCCGCGUCAGUGGACGCUGCGUGACCGGAGUGAGGCUGGCCUACUUUCGAGAAGUGGCUGCAUGGGGUCGGAGGAAAGCGGGGUUCACCCUCCUCCUGCCUCCAUCCAGGCUGUUCUGUAAGCAGCCACUUUGCACUUGACGGCCCCCCCGUCGCCGCCCCCAAGUCCUUACGACAGAAUCCAGGCUCGUAACCCUCUGAUGCCAGUUUCGAAACCCAAAAGCCUAUGAACAGGAAGAUUUUUCAAGCUUGCAGAAAAUUCAUUUGGUAGCAAACCCUGACGUGAGUGGUGCCGUGUCUUUGGGAGGAAACAGUGACCGACGCUGGGUUGCCCCUCCCGUGCUGACAGCCUGGAGACGCGGCCCGCAGACAGGUGUGUCCAGGGUAGUGCAGAGCGUGCCUGCCUGCCCAAGAAGUGCCAGGACCCCGGCCCCAGUCCUUCCACACCAGGCACAGCCUGUGCCCCGCCCAGGCCUGCAGGUGCCGCAGGCCAACCCCACCCCCUCCAGCCUAGGCACCAGGGCUGCACGAGGGGCCCGUCAUGGCUCCACCCGGGGACCCGGUGGAGUGAGUGCGGCUGUGGCGGCGCUCCCCUCCCCUGCGCGCGCGCUGCUGCUGCUGCGGCUCAGUCUGCAGGCUCCAGGCCAAGGCCAUGGGCCCCGGCACAGCGGGCCCUGGUCAGGGAGGCGGUCGGUAUAAAUAAAAGCCCCUCCUGGUCUGUCUCCCCUGCUCCCGCGCAGGAGCCCUGGGCCAGGGGAUCCUGAGUGCCUAGCGUCUGCCCACAGCCCUGCCCUGCAGCCCAGCUGCUCUUCCCCAAACAGGGUAGGGCGCCUCAAAUCACGUUUUUCAAUGUCAUUUCUCAGUGGUUUUGGCUACUACCUGGCUCGUUCCUGGGGGCCUCCUGGGAGCCUGGGCGGGCUGCUGGCUCUGUCCCAAAGCCCACGCGCUGGAGUGUCCGCGGCGCUGAGAGCUCUUCCUGGUGGGGCACCAGCCCGCGGCAGACUGGGCCCCGCGGCAGACCCUCCCCUCUCACAGGGACCCUCUCCACUGCUCUCCUGGGCACCAGGAGAGACCUCACCUUCUCCGCCCCGCCCCCGCCUGCUGCCCACCCACCCUGCACACCUGGAUGACCUGCAGGCCCACCUGCCCUUCUUCCGGAAGGUCUGACCCGCGCUGUUGCCAAAGAAUGGGAGGAAUUGAGCUGCGCAGAGGAGAGCGAGGAGCUACUGGGAGUAGCCAACAGAGUGUGCACUCAGUCCUGCUUUCUUAACUGACCAGCCCUAUGUGUGAGUUUGCACGAUGCCAGGAUACAAGCUCUCACUUUACGCCCAAGGUCACUCAUUCUACCAGCACUUCUUGACUAUUGUAAUUUUUAAGUUAAUUAUCUUUCUUUUGUUCACAAAAACUCAUCUACCUUGUCAUGCUUCACAAGAAGUUAUACUGCAUGUCAAGCUCUUGAAUUUAAAAUCAGUUGGAAUUGGAGGCUUCCUCAUUUGUAAGCUGUGACAGCUGCCCCGGGGGCCACACCAUCUGCCUGAAGUUCUAUGUAUUUGAGAAACUGCUGAGGAAAGUCCCACACGUCGGGAGGCUAUUAAAUUAUUUGAUACUUA